CCGCACGCCCCGGAAGGGGCGGGGUCGCCGUCGGGGCGGGAGCGAUGGCGGCGGCGGCGCUGCAGCGGGUGGCGGACGUGGAUAUCGACGAUGGCGGCGUGUUCAAGUACGUCCUGCUGCGUGUGCGGCACCGCGCUGCCGGCGCCUCGGAGCCCGGGAAGGAGGUGGUGCGCGGGCACGGCUGGGCCGAGUACCACGCCGAUAUCUACGACAAGGCGGCGGCCGAGCUGGAGCCGCAGGGUUUCGACUGCGAGUGCCUGGGCGGCGGCCGCAUCUCCCACCAGAGCCAGGAGAAGAAGAUCCACGUCUACGGGUACUCGGUGGGCUUUGGGCGAGCAAAUCACUCUGUAACUACAGAGAAGCUGAAAGCCAAGUAUCCAGACUAUGAGAUCACCUGGGCAGAUGAAGGCUACUGAUGUGACCUGGCAAGGCAGCAGCACCAGCCCGCAGCUGGUGGGAUCGCUUCCAGCACUCACAAAAUGGCAGCGGGGUCUCUGUGCUCAGCAAUGCCCUGAGCUCUGCUGGGCUUCUCUCUUGAACUCGCUGCACUGAUGAGCUUCCAUCCUCUGGGGGAACUCGCCCAUCUCUGCUGUCACCACACUUCCCAUGUGCCAUGGACUAUUCCCAUCUCCCUGCCACGGAGCCACAAAGCCUGCGGGCAAAGUCCUUACCUGGGUGAAGCUGGUGGGCGCUCGGCUUCCCCUGUGGCAAGCAUUUGUCCAUGUAUAUGUGAGAAUUAAACAUGUUGGGGAGCGCCGCUG
Lagopus muta (rock ptarmigan) is the source of this 761-nucleotide messenger RNA. RefSeq names its product phosphohistidine phosphatase 1 (gene PHPT1). Gene Ontology annotation, cellular component: cytosol. Gene Ontology annotation, molecular function: protein histidine phosphatase activity. The coding region runs from base 45 to 416 and encodes 123 amino acids. The record is from RefSeq and is a predicted model, not a curated record. Gene Ontology annotation, biological process: peptidyl-histidine dephosphorylation. The transcript has 3 exons. NCBI's taxonomy places the organism in Eukaryota, Metazoa, Chordata, Aves, Galliformes, Phasianidae.